AUGAUGACAACUGUAUACCCCAAUAACCAACCAAAUGCCCCACCCCCACCAUAUGACAGUGCUUACCCUCCACAACCCCCUCCUGGUUACUAUGGGGCACCACCUCCUCAGCCUGGCUACCCUCAACCUGGCUACCCUCAGCCUCAACAAAGCUACCCUCCACCACCUCCUCCUCAAGGCUACAGUGGUUAUGGUCAACAGUACCCGCCUCCUGGAGGCCACCCACAACACCAGUAUGGUGGCUAUGCCAAUCCAGGAGUGUAUCAGCAGCAGCCACAUGCUCAACAAGUAGUGUAUGUGAAAGAAAGACGCAGGGCCCGAGACACUUCUGCGGAGACAUGUUGUAUCAUUGCUUUAUGCAGUGCCUUGUUGUGUUGUUGUUUAUGUGAUUAG
Messenger RNA from Candidula unifasciata, 393 nucleotides. The record is from the annotation of a GenBank genome assembly. Lineage: Eukaryota; Metazoa; Mollusca; Gastropoda; Stylommatophora; Geomitridae.